ACAGCCAAACAUGACCACAAAAUGAAUUCUUCCUCCAAUAGACCAGAACGACUCACAAAUUCUGAACUACAAAAGACGUGUUGGUCGAAUUUUCUGAGCUACACAGCCCGACCCACAACCGGGAUGACGUUACAUUCACGCAUGGAUUUCACAAUGGAUUUAUUAUUAUAGGCCGGUGAGCAGGCGUGUGACUCAGUGAGACUAUCCUGAGGGAGCACAAGAGCAUGUUAUCUCCUCUUGAUCUCUCUCAGCUGCCAAGCAAAGAUGAACAGGAGGCAGCAGCAGGAGAAGUUGCUGUGACAACACAGGAUGCCAGUCGUAGCCUAAAGAGUUGGUGACUAAACCUCCAGCUGGAUUAAAUGCGCUACAAAGAUGGCCUCACUGGUGGAAGUAGCACUGCUGCUACUUCUCAGGCAGCAUGUUUGGGCUUUAGACAUUCCCCUGGAAGUCAGACAACCCCCUACUAUCAUCAAACAGUCAGUGAUGGACCACAUUGUUGACCCCAAAGACAACAUGGUGAUCGAAUGUGAAGCGAAAGGAAACCCUCAUCCCAGCUUCUCGUGGAGGCGGAACGGGAAGUAUUACAACGUGGCCAGAGACUCUCAGGCAUCCAUGCGCAGACGCUCGGGCACGCUGGACAUCUACGCCUGGAACAAUCCAGAGCAGUAUGAGGCUGAGUACCAGUGUAUUGCCUCCAAUGAGUACGGAUCUGCUUACUCCCACAAGAUCAGACUGAGACUUUACAGAGCUCCGCUCUGGCCGAGGGACAUCGUGGAGCCGGUGGUGAUCAGUGCUGGUCUGCCCCUCGUCCUGUCCUGUGACCCUCCACCUGGACCACCCAAACCUGAAACCUACUGGAUGUCCAGCUGCUCGUACGCCAGACCCUUCAACUGGCCCAUCCAGACAGCCUUUCCCACGAUGUAUGCUGUGCGGCAGGACCGCAGAGUAUCCAUGGGACUCAAUGGAGACCUGUACUUCUCCAACGUCCUUUUAAAUGACUCCUCUGUGGAUUACUGCUGCAAUGCUCGUUUCCCAUACAAGAACGUCAUUCAGCAGAAGAUGCCUGUGGUUGUCAAGGUUCUGACGACUCGCACCGUGGCCGAGGCUGCCCCCACCUGGCUGUCCCCUACAGUGCCGUCUAGCAAUGUGCUGGUUCUGCUGGGGGAGGAGCUCCUUCUUGAAUGUAUAGCUGCUGGAGUUCCAACACCACACAUCACCUGGACCAAAGAUGGGAACCGAUUGGCAGUGACAUCUCGGAUGAAAGCAAAACACUUCAACAAGUUGAUACAAAUCCCAAAGGCGUCUUUUGAAGACGCGGGGGAAUACAUUUGCACCGCCACCAACAGGAUCAGCUACAUUACACACACCAUAACCGUCAGGGUCAAAGCGGCUCCGUUCUGGCUGGAGAAACCAUCAGAUUUGGUUUUGGCGCCAGAAGAAAAUGGCCGUCUGGUGUGCCGCACUGACGGAUCCCCACGUCCCUCUGUUGACUGGUUUAUCAACGGGGAACCAGUUGAAUCCGCGACACCGCAGCCCAACAGAAAAGUGUCCGGGGACACGCUCAUCCUCAGCAGCGUGACGGCUGAAAACACAGCUGUCUAUCAAUGCAAUGCAUCAAACCAGUAUGGAUACUUGCUGGCCAAUGCUUUCGUCAACGUGCUACAUGCAACCCCUCGAAUUCUGGGUCCCAAGAGUGACCUCAUCAAAGCGAUAGAAGGAAGCCGCACUUUGUUGGAUUGCCCAUACUUCGGCUCCCCGGUACCAGAGCUGCGCUGGUCAAAGUACGGGCAGGGGAACCUCGAAGGAAACCGCUUUAAGACGUAUGAUAACGGGACGUUGGAGAUACGGCGGAUACAGUUGGAUGAUCAAGGGACAUAUUUGUGUGUUGUCAGCAACAUUGCAGGACGAGACGAGACUCAAGUUAGAAUCGAGGUCAAAGAGCCCAUUGUCCUUGUCACUAAGCCUCAGAGCAUGAAAGUCAUCCGUGGAAGUGAUGUCCGUCUGGAGUGCGCGUCAACAUCAGACAUCAGCGUUCCAGUAACAACCACUUGGACGAAAGACAAGCGGCGUGUUACUCUUGGCUGGAGGAUCUCGCUCGAUGAGUCGAACCUCAUCAUCACGAACGUAAACCGAGGCGACGAGGGGAAGUAUGUUUGUACAAUCAAGAAUGAGUUGGAGGAGAAAUGGGCCUGGGCACACCUGACGGUGAUGGACUACCCAGAUCCACCCACCAACCUGGAAUUGUCCGAUCCGUAUGAACGCAGUGUGAGGCUAAGUUGGUCUCCAGGAAACAGCAACCACAACCCCAUAACAGAAUACUUAGUGCAGUACGACGACGACGACUGGCUGCCAGGCAAGUGGAAAAACCUGUCAACUUAUCCGGGAAGCCUCAAUUCAGUAGUUUUACAUCUCUCACCUUUCACCUACUACGAGUUCAGAGUCAUCGCAAUUAAUGAAAUUGGCCCGAGUCGACCGAGUCGUCCCUCGAAGCGAUUUCAGACUAGUGGUGCUCCUCCAGAUGUCAUCCCUCGGAAUCUCAAAGGAGUUGGGACAUGGAGGAACAACAUGGAGAUCAGCUGGGAGCCCCUGGCCUACAGGGAGUGGAACGGACCCCAUCUGAAGUACUUGGUGUGGUGGAGGAGGCGAGACUCCAGGGAGGAGUGGAAGAACGCCACCACAAAAUGGCUCAAAUACUACAUUUAUGAUGCCGAUACCUUUACACCGUACGAAAUUAAAGUCCAGGCUGUCAAUGACUUUGGGCUGGGACCAGAGUCUCCCGUCGUCAUUGGUUUCUCUGGGGAAGAUCGUCCCGUCACCGCGCCCCUUAAUUUGCGAGUGUCUGACAUCCAGAGCACCCAGGUGACGGUUCACUGGGAUCCAGUCACGCGCACCUCCAUCAUGGGAGAACUAAAGCAGUACAAGGUUUACUACUGGAGAGACAGCAGUCAGUUGCGGUGGCUGAGAGUCAACAGGGGCAUGAAGUCGAAAGCAUUUACAGACGACAGCCCUGAACCUUCUGGAACAGUCACCGAGCUCAUCCCAUACAGCAACUACAAGAUGUACAUCGUGGUGACCAACAGCCGCUUUGAAGGGCCACCCAGUAACUCCAUACACUUUUCAACACCUGAAGGAGUGCCAUCCGCACCAAAAUCCUUCAGAAUCCAACAGAGACAUUUGGACACCAUCUAUGUGGACUGGGACCUACCCGCAGAACCAAAUGGAAUUAUCACUGGAUACUCGCUCAAGUACCAAACAGUAAACACCACCAGAGGAGAAGAGCUGCGAGAGGAAGAGUUUCCGCCCAACGUCACAAGCUUCUCCUUGCAGCGAUUCGACCGCUACACCAGAUACAGAUUCUCGGUGGCAGCCCGGACCCGGAUUGGGAUCGGAGAAUGGCACACAGAGGAGUCGCCACACUACACAACUGAAAUCUACGCCCAGGACCAGGUGGACGUCACCACGCAGGGCUGGUUCAUCGGGAUCAUGUGCGCUGUGGCUCUCCUCGUGCUCAUCCUGCUCAUAGUCUGCUUCAUUAAGAGGAGUCGAGGGGGGAAAUACCCAGUUCGAGAGAAAAAAGACAUUUCGCUGGAGCCAAUGGAUGAAAAGGAUCAUGAAGGAUCAUUUGACUAUCGGAUUUCACGUAUUUCUGCGCUACCUUUCCCCCGAAGGGAGCAGGAGAAGGGGCUCCAAAGAAGCCCUCCACCCAUGAAAGCAAUGAUCAUCGACCCGGACUCGGACAGCGAUGACAGUCUGGUCGACUACGGAGACGGAGCAGAAAUUGUUUUCGACGAGGACGGCUCUUUCAUCGGCCAGUACAGAGGAACCAGGCGGGACAUUAGGGACUUGGACUUCGGUGCAGGUCUUGACCUUCAUGCGCCGAUAAGCACUAUCUACUCGCUUGCCUGAAAAGGUCCAUCUUUGCUCCAUUUUCAAAAGAACUUUUCAGAUGAGUUGGCAUUUUUGUGACCUGUAAAUACUGUUUUUGUGAGUAGAGAUGAAUGAUGAUCGAUGGCUGCAAAUAAAGUGAUAUAUGGUUGAAUCGGUUUAUCACGUUGAUAAAAGCAGAGAAGUCUACCUGUCUGUCUGAUUAACACUAAGAUCGAUCACCUUGCUCAGAGAUCCCGCCUCACCCCCAUAAUCUGUCCACGUAACCAGCUCCAUACAUAACAGAAGAAUUUAAGAAACUCAGAUCCUGUUGUUAAAUGUGUAUCAUCGCUAAAUGUGAAUAAAGUGUUACGUUUUACGCUUGUGUUGUUUCUGUCUCCUAAACAGCUCAAUAAUAUCUGCAAAAAAGGGGGGAUGGGAGGAGUGGUAAAUAUUAUCUCUCUCUCUCUCUCUUGUGCAUACAGACGAAAAUCAAUACAGACAUUUGUGCUGGACGUGAGCGUUGGAUUAUUGAAAGAAUUGAAAGCUGUAAAUCAGGAGAGU
This is a messenger RNA of Synchiropus splendidus (mandarinfish), 4428 nucleotides long. RefSeq names its product neurofascin homolog (chicken) b (gene nfascb). Gene Ontology annotation, molecular function: protein binding. The record is from RefSeq and is a predicted model, not a curated record. Gene Ontology annotation, biological process: cell-cell adhesion. NCBI's taxonomy places the organism in Eukaryota, Metazoa, Chordata, Actinopteri, Syngnathiformes, Callionymidae. The transcript has 26 exons. The coding region runs from base 373 to 3906 and encodes 1177 amino acids.